ACACGUGCUCAACAUAAAAGAUUCAUGGUGGCAAGAAGAAUUCAAGGAUACAACAGUAUAAAACACAGACACCCCUCUCCUCACCCAUACAUCCAUCCUCCUUAAUUUCACACACAAAACCUAUACUCUACACACACACACAAAUAAUCGAAUGAAGAUCCAAUGCGACAUGUGUGAGAAAAAAGAAGCCUCCGUUUACUGCACCGCCGAUGAAGCUUCCCUUUGUCACGCCUGCGACCGCCGUGUCCACCACGCCAACAAGCUCGCUAACAAACACCUCCGUUUCUCCCUCCACAACUCCUCCGAUCAACCUCCUCUAUGCGAUAUCUGUCAGGAAAAAAGAGCCUUUCUGUUUUGCAAAGAAGACAGAGCGAUUCUGUGUAAAUCAUGUGACAUUUCAAUUCACGGAGCAAACGAACACACACAGUAUCACAGUCGCUUUCUUCUCGCCGCAGUUAAGCUAUCCGAAUCGUCUUCCUGUUACGACAGUUCAUCGGAUCAAACUCUCUGCUCUUCGAUAUCUAAUGGAUCUAGCAGCAGAAAAAGCUCCAUUGUAUCCAAACAAUGUAACCUUAGAUCCACUACAAAUUCGACGUCUGUGAACGAUGGUUGUGUGAGCCGAGAAGACGGUGUUUCGAUGGAGGCCAGUAGCAUAACGGAGUAUUUAACGGAGACGUUACCAGGUUGGCAUGUUGAAGAAUUUAUGGACAGUAAUGUUUCCCAUCCGUACGGAAUGUUUGAGGGUUAUGAAGGAGGUGCAUGUACAUUGCCAUUUAUGGCACAUGAUACUGACAGCAAUGGAGAUUUGGGUUUUUUCUGGUCUGAAGAUUUGGGUAAUUUGGUAAAUUCGUCAUCUACUAUGGACCAUCACAUAUCAAGAAUACAAGAACAAGACAACUAUGGUAGAUUUCAUUCAAGAAAUAAGAAGUUUUGAUAUUUCAAAAAGUUUUAGAAUCAUCUCUGUUUUUUGAGGAGAUGGUGUGAGUUUUAUGGCUUUAAUGUAUCAUAAUUUGAAUGUUUGAUGAUGAUAUUUUAUCUAGUUCUUGUUUAUGUUGAGUCAAGAGUAAAGUUUAGUCACAAACAAACACCACUGGUUGCCAUGGUUGGAACCCAUCCUCGCUAUCUCGGGUCCUCAUGGGUUGUGGAUGGAAGUUGGAACCGUCCUUGCUAUCUCGGUUCCUCAUUGGUUGGAAACCGUCCUUGGGUUGCUCUUAGAUUCCAGGUUAUAACA
Messenger RNA from Helianthus annuus (common sunflower), 1231 nucleotides. Its product is annotated as B-box zinc finger protein 21. NCBI's taxonomy places the organism in Eukaryota, Viridiplantae, Streptophyta, Magnoliopsida, Asterales, Asteraceae. Gene Ontology annotation, molecular function: zinc ion binding. Gene Ontology annotation, cellular component: nucleus. Gene Ontology annotation, biological process: regulation of DNA-templated transcription; photomorphogenesis. The record is from RefSeq and is a predicted model, not a curated record. The transcript has 3 exons. Bases 152 to 934 code for a protein of 260 amino acids.